Messenger RNA from Oryza sativa Japonica Group (Japanese rice), 3501 nucleotides. Its product is annotated as ubiquitin carboxyl-terminal hydrolase 1. Gene Ontology annotation, molecular function: cysteine-type deubiquitinase activity. Lineage: Eukaryota; Viridiplantae; Streptophyta; Magnoliopsida; Poales; Poaceae. The record is from RefSeq and is a predicted model, not a curated record. Gene Ontology annotation, biological process: protein deubiquitination.
CUGGGAUUUUCUCAAAUCUCAAUCUCUCUUUCCAACCCCAACUCUGCCCGACUCCAGUGUCCUCCAAACCCAACACGAGCCGGAACGCCACCGCCUCCCUCCCUCCUCCAAAACCUCUCGGCAUCGUUCUCGUCGAUUCCGAGCCCUCGUCGCGCAUUUCUCCCCCAAACCAAAUCCCGCUGCACGUUGCGGCGUUGCCCGAUGCGCGCUUGAUCCAUUGAGUCCAGACGGCGAUGUAUUCGGAGAAGAAGAAGGCAAGGGCGAGGGAUGGGGAUGGAGAUCGGGAUGCUGCCGAGAGACGGCGGAAGGGGAAGGCCCCAUGCCUGGAGCCGCCGCCGACACCGCCACGCGCGAUGGCGGCGGCGGCGGCGGCGGAGGCCGGUCCUUCACGCGGCGGCUGCGUUCCGUCACGGAAUCCCUUGAAGGAUCCGGGGGAUUGCGAGGCGGUGGCCAUCAGGGACACCGACGGCGAGGACUGCGGCCACUUCAGCUGCGACAUGGACGAGAUCGCUGACAUCGAGAUGGGCAUGGCCGCCCGCGGCGACCCGAUGUGCGAGCACGAGACGUGCCUGGCCACCGGGAGCAACCUCAUGAUGGUGUGCCCCGAAUGCGGCUGGUGCUUCUGCGUCGGAGGGCUAGCCCACAGGGCCAAGCCGCUGGGGCACAUCAGGGAGCAUGCCUACCGGAGGGCGCAUUGGGUCGCGCUGCGCUGCGAGGAUCCGUGUGAGGGUUACUGCUUCGAGUGUGAGGAUUCAUUGGCAAUUGAGAGCCAGAUGGUGGCCGAUGAUGGCGCCGGAGGCGGCGAGGAAGGGUAUGGAUGUGUUGUCACAGGGAUGCCGAAUCUUGGGAACACCUGCUACCUGAACGCGCUGCUGCAGUGCCUCCUUGUGCUCGGGAAGCUGCGGGCGAGGAUCUUGGGGCCGGGCGCUCCGUCGGGUGUCCUUGGUGACUUGCUGCAUGAUCUCUUUGUUGGUACAAAUGGUCCGAGCUACGCUCGACGCCUGCUGGACCCGGCGAUGCUCUUGCGUUGUGUGCGCUUUCGUUACCCGCAGUUCCGAGGCAUUGCUAUGCAGGACUGUCAUGAAUUGCUUUGCUGUUUGCGCGAUGGUUUGGAUGAGGAUGAAAGGAAAUGGAGGGCUGGUAAGAUGCAACAAGGUGCUCCUAGUGCUGUGGCUCCUACGGUUAUUGAUUCCAUAUUUGCUGGUCAGCUGUCUGUUACCUUGUCUUGCAAAUGUUGCUCGUUUAAGUCAGAUUCAGAGGAGGUAUUCCAUGAUCUCUCAAUGCCAUUACCACCAAAGGGGACUCCAGCCAGAAGUGUUGCAUCACCACCACGGAAUGGAAGAUGCAUAUCUCAACAGAAGACUCAUAUGGAACUGUUUCCAGCAAUCAACAAGACUAACACCGAAAAGAUUCAUGCAAUUUCUGAAGGCGGUGAUGCUCAGGUUCCCGCUUCAGAAUCGGAACAUAUGGUUAUGGUGAAAACAUCAGAGCCUUUGGAAGUUGGUAAGUUUAUGUGUUCCUGUGCCUAACUAAAUAAUGGAAAACAACGUUGAACGGGCCUUCAAGCACGCAAGGUGAAACAGAAGAUGAAUUUUUCAUUAAUGAAUGAUUGAAUGGAGCAGACCAUGAUAGUACAACUAUUGUUUGUUAUUUUGUUGCUUGACAUGACAAGGACAUUUUUCAGAGAAGAGCCCUUCUAGUAGCUAAAUAGAGAAUAUUUCUUUGGUAUGGUUCAUACAUGGACUGCACAAAUGUCAGAACCUUCAGGAUGACAGCAUUAUACAAACGGGAUGUUCCAGCAGUUUUUGCUGAGUCCUUGUGCUCGUAUAAUAAAUGUUACUCAGCUUUGUUGGUUAACUUAAGUACAUGGUCCAUGAAGAAAAUAAGCUUCAAACAAUCAAAUGUAGAGGUUCAAGAUUCUCAAACAAUGUACAACGGUUCCUGGUUUCAUGAAGUUACUUAUGACGACAAAACCUAAAACUUAUAUGCUUGAUUCUGCAGAUUCUAAUCACUUGGAACAGAUUUCGCAAAGCAAGGGUGAUGUACAUGGUCCUUUGCAGGCUCCAACAAGGGAAGAGAACACGUUGAUAGCAUCAGGCCAUGGUGUAGAGAGAACUGUCAGUGCUGUUCUUGAUAGCAUCAAGCCAGAAGAUAGUAUAGAAGCCAAGAUGGACACUUUGUCAGCAGAAGUUGCUACAGAAGACAAGGGGAAAGAUCGAAAUCGUGAUGCAGUUUAUGAUAAGGCAGAUGAUAUCAACUCUCUUGCUUCAAUCGAGGAAAUAUUGGAAUUGCAUUUAAAAGCAGAGAUGAUAGAAAAGAGGUGUGAAAACUGUUCCAAUGCUGAUCAGAAGGCAAGCCCUAUAAGUGGUAAACAUGGUGAACAGCCAGUGGCAUGUACCAAUGUGAAUGGGACAGUUGAUGGAGACCAGGAUGAACAAGAUCAGGGAAGGGGGAAGCAAGUAAAUAUGGGUCAUAGUGCACAUCAAGUGGAAGAAAACCAAUAUGAUCGGCCAGAUAGGAACAAAGGUGCAAUUAAAACAUGUCUUUUUAGCAAGUUGCCACCUGUGUUAGCCCUCCAUCUCAAGAGAAAUUUAUGGCCUCUUAAACUUAAAGUGAGUGGACAUGUGAGCUUUAAGGAGACCCUUGAUGUGAAAUUGUUCAUGCACCCCAGUUCUGAAGACAAAGAUAAUUCCAGCUACCGUCUAGUUGGUGUUGUUGAGCACCUGGGCCUUUGCAUGGAUGCAGGGCAUUUUGUUGCUUAUGUGAGACCAAGUUGCCCGCAGCAGACCAAUGGCUCUUCCUUAUGGUUUUGUGCAAGUGAUGCCGACAUCAGAGAAGUCUCUUUAGAAGAAGUUCUCAAGUGCGAAGCUUACCUUCUUUUCUAUGAGAGGAUUGAAGGCUAAGAUGUCUGGAUCCUACAGAGUAGCAAUCACAAAGGAAGCAUAUGUUAUCAGAUUAACAAGCAUUCUUUGGACGACCAAUGAUUCAAUUUUAAUCAGUGUACAUAUACUGACGUAGGUUCGUGAUCAAGUUGAAUCUUGUUGCGUUGGCUUAGUCAUUGCAGGACUCCAAUUUGACCGCAACAUGUACAUACCAGUUGAGAGAAUUCGGUUGUUCUUGACCAGCUGAUAUCCCUUUUUUGUCCAUGAGUGUAUUAAUAAUUUAUUUGAAAACAAACGGCAUAGUUGGACAUUUUGCAUUAGAGAAUUUGAGCAAAAUCAUUAUGUAGGCACAUGGACAGGUUUUCUUCUUCUUUUUGAAGUAAGCAAAAUCAUUAUGUAGGCACAUGCACAGGUUUUUUUUCUUCUUUUUGAAGUAGAAGCACCGGUACAGUUUUGUCGAUUGUUACUGUUACCUGUAAUUAGUUUACACUAAAGUACUGUGGAAAAUAUCAUUCGCCAUGUUGAGUUUUGCCUCAAUAUUUUUUUAUGGCAAAGAGACAUUGUAUGCAAGAUGAUUGAGAUACACCUUGAGAAUUUUGCAUUCGUUGAAAAAAACAAA